AUGCUCGCCAUUCUCCCCUUUUUCGCCCUCCUCCUCCCAGCUCUCGCCCUCCCCACUCCCAACAACGUCCCCGGCAACUCCACCAUCGCUCCCCCCCGCCUUGCUCGUAACAAUGUCCCCGGAAACUCCACCGUCGCGCCACCCCGCUUUGCUCGCAACAACGUCCCCGGGAAUUCCACCGUCGCCCCUCCUCGCGCGCGCAACAACGUCCCCGGAAACUCCACCACCGCCCCUCCCCGUCUCCGCUCUAGAUCCUCCGACGAUACUGACGCCACGUCCGCCAUCAUUCAAAUCAAUGUCCCCGCCUACACUUCCAUGCUCCCCGAUCCUUCCAACGCUUCUGCUGACGAUGCUGCUUUAGCCGGUCCCGGGACUAUCGGGAUCCAGGUAUGGGAGGGCGAUGUGGUAGAGUAUGAGUGGAAGAUACAGGAGAAGGCGGUGGAGGAUGAUGGGGAGGCUGUAGAUGCUUGGAGUCUACAGUGCAACCUUACUCUCAAUGAUACUCUCAAAUCGGAUGCCACAUUCGUCUUUUCCCUCAGUGCUGAUGCUCCCUAUCUGUCGGGCGACUCGGAGAAGGAAGUCCGCUUUGUAUGCUCUGAUGUGCAGUGCGUGAAAGAUGGUGGCUGCGCUGAUGACAGCUACGAUCCUUCCUUUGACUCUUCUGCAAGCUCCGAGUAA
Molecule: messenger RNA, 678 nt
Organism: Cryptococcus amylolentus CBS 6039
Lineage: Eukaryota; Fungi; Basidiomycota; Tremellomycetes; Tremellales; Cryptococcaceae
Exons: 3
Coding region: 1-678 (225 amino acids)
Source: RefSeq, a predicted model, not a curated record